Molecule: messenger RNA, 3575 nt
Organism: Macrobrachium nipponense
Lineage: Eukaryota; Metazoa; Arthropoda; Malacostraca; Decapoda; Palaemonidae
Gene: Ndc1
Product: nucleoporin NDC1-like
Biological process (GO): nuclear pore organization
Cellular component (GO): nuclear pore transmembrane ring
Molecular function (GO): protein-macromolecule adaptor activity
Source: RefSeq, a predicted model, not a curated record
GUGCUGCGCUGGCGCAGUGUACGAGUUUUGUCAUGCUGUCUACUGUUUCAAUUAAUUGGACCUAUGGCUUGGUGCAUCAUCUUUUAUACAGUAUCCCAAGGAAUAAUAAAUCCAUUUUCAAUCUUGUAUAAUGUUUGUGGGAUGUGGUUAUUCCCUACUCGUCUAGCAAUACCUUUUGUGUGCUUUGUCAUAUUGUCACAUGUAUACAACAAGUCUUUUACAGUUAGUGCUUGGGUUCCUAUUACAAGAUGGGAAAGUUGGAGAAGAGUUCUAUCUAUCUCAUUUUUUUUGAAAAGCAGCAUGAUAAUGCUGUCAUGUGCAUUACUAACAAACUUUUAUGUGUCCCUGGCAAAUCCUGACUUGCCUAGCAUUCUCAUACCUUGUCAGCUAGAAGAUGCAAUGUGCAACAAGAGGAAAGCUUUUAUCUUGUACAUGGGAUUGAUUAAUGGAGCACAAUAUGCAUAUUUCUACCUUAUGGACAAUGGAAACUUACUGGUACCAGCUACUGUAUAUCCAAGCAGACUGCAGCGGGUGAAGUCCAAACUUUCAAUCAGCAAAGUGAAAGAAGCAUACAGCAGACAUGGACCAAGUUUGAUCUCUUUUUUAGUUCUUGGUAUUGUGCUGAAUUUGUUAAAUGGCAGUAGCAGUUGGAUGGAUGGCGUUGUCAUACUUGAUAUUCCUUUGAUGGUUACAAUGUUGAUGGCCACAAUUCUUUGGGCAAUUUCAAUAACAUUCUAUAAUGACAUAUUUUAUAUAUUUAUAACAGAGCCCAUUGAAAUACCUUUGACGUCAGUGGAAGAAAGCAAUCCAGAAACUGACACCGAUUCAUGGAGGUUGUCUCAUGCACUAAGCUCGGGUGGUCUGCUGCAACUUCUGGCUUUCAUGGAUUUAAAAAGUCUUGCAGCACUUGAACCACGCAAUUUUGUAAGGCGUUCUCAGAUUUAUGCCAUCAGCCAGCCAGGUGGCCAUCCCCGUAACUGGCUGGGUAUUAUGAACCCAUCUUUAAACCUUAUUCGUAAGUUCACUGACAGACUUAAGAGACAUAAUUGUCCAGAGGAAAUACCCAAAGUACCUGAGAAACCAGUGGACCCAGCUGUUACUGCAACUGACAUCAAUAAAAAUGCUGUUGUCAAGCCACCAACUGUUUCUUUAAAGGAAAGACUUUUGAAGAUCCUGGACAGUCUUAAGAGAUACCCAGUGUUUGCCUAUUUCCUUGCUGAAUUGCCAGAUGCAACAAAUCGAAGCAUAUUUGCUGAGGCUCUUCCCAUAAUUUGGGCAGUUCAAGCAUUUGGUGAUCUUGUUGCUUCUUCAUUCACGGAAGAUAAGUAUGGGGUGGCUCAAAGGAAUGUACCUGAUAUUUUAGCUGCAUUUUUACAGCUCCAGAAGGUUGUGGAUGGUUUAAGUAGAGGAACCAUAUCCAAGAGAGCUGGCACUAGUGACUCCUUGCCAGCUGAAUUCAAGUUGAGGAGAGCUCUCCGUUCAGCCCUACGAUCUGCAUUGUAUACAAUCACCACUACUUUUGGACCAUCCAUUUUGGAAUUGAAACUGUCAGCUGAAUAUCAAAGUAAACUGCAGUUAUACUUAGACUUCAAGGAAGGUUGAGUGUAAUAUAGUAAAUCUAUAAAUCUCUAUUUUCUCUUAAAAUCUUCAGGAUUUUAUAGGUACAGUGCAAAAGUAAAAUCUGCAAGAUUUUGUAGGUACAGUGCAAAAGUGGUGCAGACUAACAGUUUUUAAGGGUACCUAUUUUUUAAGUUUUCCUCUGACAUUAAUUUUAACAUUUUUGUUCGUGAGUGAUGGCAUUUAUUCCCAUGGUAAAUGCAGCACGAGAGGUUAUGUUCAUAUCUGGUAUUUACUUGUUGACAUUAACUAAACCAUAUCAUUUCUCUCAUGAUUUAGAAAAUUGUAGUGCUAAUGCUGACUUAUUGGUUUUUUAUACCAAAUUUGUACUAGAAUUACAAUUCAGUAAUGUACUUAAUCAUGUAGAAAAUAUUAUAUUUAUCUUUAUUUUUAUUUGACCACCCACAGUAGUUUAUUUGUUUCAUCUCAAUUUUCAUUUUUCACAUAAAUGAUGACAGCAAAUCAUUUGGAACAUAUGGUAGGAAAGAGAAUGAGCUUUUUGGGAUUUAGAUCUUUGAAUUUAAUACUUCUUUUUUAUUCUUUAAAGCCUAUUAUAAAAUCAAGAAAGGAUGUUCAGCUAAUAAGGAUAAAGAAUAAGUUUUUACUGUGAUGUAGGGGACGAAUGUAUAGAAUGUGAAAGGUUUUCAUAAAUUUAUGGUUAGAUGGAGAAGUAAUUCAAAGAUUUCUUUUGCUGUAUCUGCUUUCUGUAUCCAUGCCGCUGUAAGUGGCCAAAUGCUUUGCAUUUUGAUAUUGUUUUAGGAAAGAGCAUUUUCUUGCCUCAAGAAUUUUAUAGCUGUUCACUUCAAGUUGUUCAGUUAAGAGUUAUAGUGAAAAGUAACAAGUUUGUUUUGUAUAGCUUCUUUUAUCUAUCCAUAAUGCUUGUUUUCAGAUGUGUAUUGUGUAUACUUUCAGAAUUCCAUUGUGUUUUGCAUUAAGAAUUUUAAGCUUUUCGUGUAAGGAAGUGGUAUGAUGUUCAGUCAAUUGAUUGAAUUUACUGUGUUGAGAGGUUCAUUGCUAUUACUGUCGUUUUCAAAAGCUAUGUUGAAUUGUCAUGAUGCACAUUUUAAUUUGGUUGUGCCAUUACUCAAGUCAUGAAGUGUCAUGUUAAGAUAUGUGAUAGUAUAUAUAUAGUCAUUUCCUUGUUUUGAUUACGUGCUGUUAUUUUGUACUGAUAAUGUGCUAAAUUUGGGAAGAUCAAGACUCCGAAUGGAAUCUUUUCAUGUUUAAUUGGGAAAGUCAAAUUUAUUUGAUCUUAAAUGUUAAAUUUGUGGAUUUGAAAUUUAAAAUUGUUUUUGGUUAUGAAUGUACUAACAGUAUUUACCUGUGAAGAUGGGAAUAUUCAGUGGUUAAGUCAUUUAUUUCUUUUGCUUGUUUAAUGAUAUAAAAUAAAAAGUUAAUUCUUAAUACUCAAGGUUUAGGACACCUUUAUAAUAAUUUUGAGUUCAGCAUCAGUUUAUUUUUGUUGAGCUUGAGUUCCUAUUUCAUAGUUACAUAUUAGGUAAACAUGUUUAGUACCAAAGUAUAAUUUUAUCCAUGUUGAUACAAGAAAAAACCUUAAUAGGAUCUGUAGAUAGAUUUUUUCAAGUUAUAGUAGAAGUUUACUGUAGAAGUUAGUCACAUUUUCAUUAUGAAAAUUAGGAAGAUUGUUAAGUUUAUUUCUUUAAUGUUCCUAUCUUUGAAUACCCUGGUUUUGGAAAUUUUCAUUUCUAAAGUAGAUUUUUUUGUAAAGGAAAUAUCACUGCAAGGUAAGAGGGACCUUCAGUAUUUUGCAUGUUUUAAAUAAAACAUUCAUGUAAUCCUACAAUAACGAUGUUGCAUAAGAACUUUUAUACUUUUGUAAGCGUUUGUGUGUGAGCUUAACAAACAAUAUCUCAAGGUUUUUGUAGUCACUGGUUUUACCAGACUGAGUUAUAUGUACUUGUAAUUAAUUGCAAUUUUUUAAUAAAAGACACUGUAAA